Messenger RNA from Venustampulla echinocandica, 2100 nucleotides. RefSeq names its product Acetyl-CoA synthetase-like protein. Lineage: Eukaryota; Fungi; Ascomycota; Leotiomycetes; Helotiales; Pleuroascaceae. Gene Ontology annotation, molecular function: long-chain fatty acid-CoA ligase activity. Bases 1 to 2100 code for a protein of 699 amino acids. The transcript has 7 exons. Gene Ontology annotation, biological process: long-chain fatty-acyl-CoA metabolic process; long-chain fatty acid metabolic process. Gene Ontology annotation, cellular component: lipid droplet; endoplasmic reticulum; plasma membrane. The record is from RefSeq and is a predicted model, not a curated record.
AUGGCCCACAGAAUGGAUACCCUCCAGGCGCGGAUGACCAAGCAGCCCCCGUUCACCAUCGAGGCUACGGGGUAUACGCCGCAGCUGGGCGAGACGGUCCCCCGCAGGAGCCCCCGAGCAGCCGAAAAGCUGCAAGCGUCCCCCGAGGAAGGCAUUUUGACCGUGUUUGAUAUUGUAACCCGCGGUGCUAAUAAAUUCGGCGACCUACAUGCCACCGGGUCCAGGAAGUUAAUCAAGAAGCACCAUGAAACGAAGAAGGUCAAGAAAGUGGUUGAUGGGAAGCCGCAGGAGGUCGAUAAGAAGUGGACUUAUUUCGAGCUGAGUGGCUACAGCUACAUGUCAUUCAAAGAUUAUGAAACUUUGGUGCUGCAGCUGGGCUCCGGCCUACAGAAACUGGGCUUGACUGCACAUGACCGGCUACAUAUGUUUGCGUCGACGAGUGCACAUUGGCUAUCCAUGGCCCACGGUGCCAUGUCCCAGUCUAUGUCCAUUGUCACGGCAUAUGAUACGCUGGGAGAGGAAGGACUUCGAACCUCCCUAGUAGCCACCAAAGCCAAGGCCAUCUUCUUGGAGCCGCAUCUACUCAAGACUUUCAUCAACACCUUAAGAGAUGCUAAAGCAAUCCAAUACAUUAUCACCAACACCGAUGGUGAGGCCGAGAUCGACCCUGCGGAUCUCGAGACCCUGAAAAAGUCACAUGACGGACUCACCGUUCUUAGCUAUGAAGACUUGAGACAGAUGGGCGUGGACAAUCCUGUUGAUCCCGUCCCUCCAAAGCCCGAAGAUCUGUGCUGUAUAAUGUAUACGUCCGGUUCCAGCGGGGCCCCCAAGGGCGUCGAAUUAACACAUACGAACGUUGUGGCCGGCGUCACUGGAGCAACCAGCGCAGUCGGCGAUUGCCUUGGUCCAGGUGACUGUCUGCUGGCAUAUCUUCCCCUCGCGCAUAUCUUUGAAUUCGUCUUCGAGAACGCGUGCCUGUACUGGGGCGGAACGAUGGGAUAUGGAUCCAUUCGGACCCUCUCCCAAGCAAACUGCCGUAAUUGCAAAGGCGACAUCGAAGAACUGAAACCCACCCUUAUGGUAGGUAUUCCCGCUGUCUGGGAGCAAGUCAGAAAGGGAGUUAUCGCGAAUAUUAAUAAAGGCGGACCCGCCUUGAGGACGCUGUUCUGGGGUGCAUAUCGUGCGAAGAAAUUUCUUGUGGAAAACGGGUUGCCCGGAGCUGCUGUUCUAGAUGCCUUGGUCUUCAAGAAGGUCCAAGCAGCUACAGGUGGCCGCCUGCGGUUCACCAUGAACGGCGCUGCUCAAAUUGCCAGAGACACGCAGCUAUUCAUCUCGUUAUGCAUAGCUCCUAUGAUCAAUGGAUACGGGAUGACAGAGACUUCUGCAAUGGGCGCGCUAUGUGACCCCAGAGAGUUCACAGCAGACGCACAUGGCGGCAUCCCCUCUUGUAUCGAAGUAAAGCUCGUAGAUUUUCCUGAUGCAGGCUACUUCUCAACCAACACUCCAAAUCCACAGGGCGAGAUCUGGAUCCGAGGCGAGAGUAUCAUGCGUGGGUAUUACCAGGAUGAGGCGCAAACCGCCGAAGCCAUAGCCCCGGGAGGGUGGUUCAAGACUGGGGAUAUCGGGGAGUGGGAUAAGUAUGGCCAUCUCAAGGUGAUUGACCGGAAGAAGAAUCUGGCCAAGACGCUAAACGGGGAGUACAUUGCUUUGGAGAAGCUCGAAUCCAUUUACCGUUCCGCAACCAUCGUAGUGAACAUUUGCAUGUACGCAUCCAUCACCGAAACAAAUCCCAUCGCCAUCAUCGUGCCAGGCGAGCCGGCGCUUAAAGCGAUGGCUCAAGAACUUGGGGUCGACGGACUUGGUCUUGAGGAUCUAUCUCACGACAAGAAGGUCCAGGCCGAGGUUCUAAAGCAGCUUCAGGCUGUGGGCAAGCAGUAUCGCCUUGCUAACAUCGAGAUGAUUGUCGGAGUUGUGGUUGCGGAUGAGGAGUGGACGGCUCAAAACGGGCUUAUAACUGCGACUAAUAAGCUCAACCGGAGGACUAUCAUUGAGCACUACAAGGCACCAAUUGAGGAGGCUUAUAAGAAAGCUAGGGUCUGA